GUUUGCGGUAACGAAUUUGAUUGGCUGAACGUUAGCAACCAUUACUGAGUGCAUAGCAACGGUACGGACGAGUAGGAAGGUAGGAAGCUGUUGUUUUGGGUUUUAUCGGUUUUAUCGCAAUAAAAGUUAUAAAAUAAACAUUUUACUCGCACGUUUAGUCGUUUUGAUUACACAACAUAACGCAGGCGAACUUCAAAUGAGCAACAAAUGGAAAAAACGGUAAAACGAGUUUUUGUGAACGACGUUGACAGGUACUCUUCGAAGCGCAUCGCCGAGUUUUUGUCAGCGUGUGAAGCUGAAGUUGCGUCUGAGGAUGAAGCAGCGAAGGACACGUUCUUCUCCCCUCGACACAGACCCGUUUUUCAGGUCGUGGGAACAGUUUCCUCCAAAGAUGAAAACAUCCUCUUUCUUCACGAGCAGUACAAUUCCCCAACCAGAGAUGAGCUUUUUAGGUGUCUGCUGGAAUGUGAUGUGGUGGUGUAUAACAUCUCAGAAGGUUUAACCCAACAAUUGGCUGAUGAGGCGGCAUGGGCACUUAAAGCCCUUCAUGAUGAAAGGAGGAAGUUCAACUCCCGAAAAAUCUUCAUCUUGGUCUCCUCGGUGGUGCCACGGGCCAUAACAAAAUUAAACAAACCGGAUGAGGAGCCAGAAGAUGUUAUAUCUGAGCAAGAGUUCACGCAAAGAGAGCCUCAUCCGAAGUUCGGAAACCACAAGAAACUGGAAAAGCUUGUGCUCACCUUGACAAACAAGGGAAAGACCAAACUCAGAGGUUGCAUUAUAGCUGCUGGACUUCAGUAUGGAAUGGGAGAAAAUUUAUUUCACUACUUUUUUAAGAUUUCCUGGUUGAUGCAGGUCCCACAGGUUCCCGUUUUUGGAGCCGGCACAAAUUACAUCCCCAUGAUUCACGUUUAUGAUCUUGGACAAGUAAUUCAAAAAAUUAUCGAGCUGAGACGAGGGCCGACGUUCAUUUGUGCUGUUGACGAUUCCAAGAGCACUUUAGAGGAGAUUAUAAAGGCCAUUAGUGAUGUUCUGGGACCAGGAGAUCUUCACACGUCGACCCUGGAGGAUGCCAUCAGAAAGGGGGGUUUUACGCCAGAGGAAGUGGAUCAGCUAAGUAUCGACCUCCGCUUGCAGACUUCAGUGAUGAAUGACAUUUUGGAUCUGAACUGGAGGUGUAAAACUGGGAUGGUUGACAACAUAGAGGACAUUAUACAGGAGUACAAAGACACCAGACAACUUCUUCCAGUUAAAAUCUGCCUGCUUGGACCUGCUGCUGUGGGUAAAACUACUGUCGCUGCAAAACUCUGCAAGAAGUACAAAAUACACCACAUCAGCGUUAAAGAGGUCAUCCAAGAGAAAACGAGAGACAUGAGUGGAGCUGGCUCUGACUCUGGGGGUUAUGAGGAAGCAGCGGCUGCAAAAGACAAAGACUUAGAAGAGAUCCAAGGCCAGCUGACUGAACACCAGAUUUCUGUCAUUCUGAAAGAAAAACUCAACUCCAAACCAUGCAGAAACCAUGGAUUCGUCCUUGAUGGAUUGCUCGAGACUUAUGAGCAGGCAAAGAUGAUUUUCUCUGACGAGGAACCAGAGAGAGAGGAUUCAGGUUUGACCUUUGAAUUCUCUUCGUACAACAAGCUCACUACUCCAGAGUACGUCUUCGUCCUUGAUGCAUCCGAUGAUUUCCUGAAAAGGCGAGUGGAAGGACUUCCAGAGAUCAGACGGGGGGAAAGGCGCUACAACUGGGAUGAGUUUGAGUCUCGUCUGGUGAGAUACAGAGAACUCAGUAAAGCCGAGGAAACACUGCAGGACUUUUUUGAUCAUCGCAAGAUUCACCUAGAGCACAUAGAGGUCAGCACAGAUGAUUUAGAGUACACAGGUGUUAUGAGAAAGAUCACUGAGAUCGUUGGGGCUCCCAAAAACUAUGGCCUGAGUCCAGUGGAGCAGGAGGAGGAGAACCGGAGGAGAGAAGAUGAGAGGAGGCAGAAGCAGGCGGCAGAGGCAACUGAGAGGAAACAGAGGAAGGAGGCCUUGCUGGCUGAGAUGGCUGCUCAGUACAAGGAUUGGCAGGAGAAUCUGUUCAAGUUGACGCGGCAGGAGUGUGAGCUGCUGGAAGCUCAAGCUAAUCCUCUGAGGAACUACCUGAUGAAGUUUUUGAUGCCUUCGGUGGUCGAGGUCACGACGGACUGCCUGAAAAUCAAACCAGAUGACCCUGUUGACUUUCUGGCUGAACAUCUGUUACGGAAGAACAAUCAAGAAUAAACCAUAAAGGUGUUGUGAUGCAGCAAUGUUACAUAAAAUGUUAGACGAUUUUAGUCCAUUUACAUUUAUUUCAUUUGGAUUUUCUGUCAAAAGACAUUUUUCCUGUUUUUCUUUUACAAAAUAAACUAUUUCAGUUCAGAAAAUUUGGGACUCUGAAAAAUAAAAACCAAAUGGAACAAAAUAAAAAGCACUGAAAAACUG
This is a messenger RNA of Nothobranchius furzeri (turquoise killifish), 2460 nucleotides long. It is a transcript of the gene ak7a, whose product is annotated as adenylate kinase 7a. Gene Ontology annotation, biological process: nucleobase-containing compound metabolic process. Gene Ontology annotation, molecular function: AMP kinase activity; nucleoside diphosphate kinase activity; ATP binding. Gene Ontology annotation, cellular component: cytoplasm. The record is from RefSeq and is a predicted model, not a curated record. Lineage: Eukaryota; Metazoa; Chordata; Actinopteri; Cyprinodontiformes; Nothobranchiidae.